AUGGCCAUUUACUCUCCAAUUGCAGCUACCUACGGUGUUCGUGUCCAACAAUUCCUCGAAUCGCAACAUGAUUUUUUUAGAUAUCAUGACAAAUUGAAUAAAAAAUUACAAAAACUAAGACAUAAUUGCGGUUUAGUCACUAAAGAUACUAAGAAAUACACUACCAAAGAGAAAUAUUCCAAAAUUACAUCCGAUGAUUACGAUAAUAAGAACAAAUUGUUCGGUGCUUUGGUCCUUUUACACGCUGAAAGAGAUUUAUCAUUAGUCGAAACUUUAAAACUAAGAGGCCGUGAAAGAGGUAAAUUAAAGAAAAGUGAGAAAAAAGUCAUUGCUACAAGAUUGAAGAAAGUUGUUAAAACGAUUGAAAAUUUGGUGGAAUUGACUGCCAAUGAACAAAAUUGGGUUACUCGUUCUCAAUAUUUGAUUUUCGCAAAAUUGGCUACAGUGGAAUAUUUAUUAUAUGGUAAACAAUUCAAACGUAAAGAAAGCUCUAAGAUCGCUUACGAUUUAGCAUUAGCAUUUGCAUCGUUAGAUCAUUUAUAUAAUUUGAAACAUCUAGAUGAAUCCAUCGUGGAAUCUCUUCAUUCCAGAUACGAAUACACUUUAAGACAACACGCUGGUAAUCUUUUAUCUCAAGUCGAUUUACAAAAUUUUAUUGCUCAUCAAGUUCAAGAUACCCAUGAAACUGAUGAAUUGGCUAAAUUAUUAUUUAACAACGGGUUUACAAUUAAAUUUCAAGAUGUGGCAAUGGAAGACGUAGAUUCUAUAACUCAUAUUCAAUGGAGAUCUUUCACUACAAAAGUUCAUGAUUCUGAAGUCGCUCAUGCAAUUGAAGAAGCUAAAAAUACUACAAUUAAAGAUGUUGCAGAUUAUAGUACUAAAUUGUUGAGAUGGAAUGACGCAUUAAAUAAACAGGAAGUUCGUAUGGCACAAUUUGAUGAAGAUGGUUACCAAACUAUGAUAGCCACUGAUGAUGAGGAAGAUAUUACUAAUACUAGAGAGAACGAUGAAAUCUUAUUAUCCUAUAUCAAAUAUAAUGCCAUUUCUACUUCUAUCCUUCGUGAUAAUUUUAUUUUCAAGCAAUUAUGUAAACAAUGGAUUGCAAUGAAUUCCAAAGCGUUAUCUUCGAGAUUGAUUAAAUUCAAAGAAAUAGAUCGUAUCGUUAAAAACUUAUUGAAAUAUUUACAAGAUUUAAUGGAAUUACCUGGUGUUUAUUCAGAUGAUGAAUUGAUGAACCAAUUAGCUUUAACUAAACUAUAUUUCCAACUUCAUCUAAAUGCUACUUGCCUUGCGUCAUUAUAUCAAUCGAAGGGUAAGUAUGUUGAAUCAUUGGCCCUAUAUGUCGACUCUUACCAAAAAUUGGAUUCCAAAUUAUAUGAAAUUGAUAUGGAAUCAGAAGAAUCAUUAUUAUUGCCAAUAGAACUUUUGAAUAAAAAGAAUAUCAUCACUUUACAAAAUUCAAUUAAAACCGGAAUCAGUAACGUCAUUGCCUUAGCAGAAUAUGAAAAGACCAUAAAUAAGACCACAACAAAUGAUACCAUAAACAAUAAUAAGAAUAAUAAAUAUGAACUAUCCAUACUUGAAAAGUUCAGUAAACAUGAAAAAAUUUAUCCAAAAAAUAUUAAUUUGAAAAAUAUUUUUCCAUUGCAACCAAAAUUACAACCGAUCGGUAGCAAGCCAACUUUAUUCGAUUUGGCUUUCAAUUAUGUUAAUUAUUCGGAAGAAAAUGAAAAUAAUAAAUCUGUUUCUGUCACCCCAGAAUCUCCUCCAGGAACUCCAUCGUCAGAACCACCAGUAACAAAGAAACGUGGGUUUUUAGGACUAUUUGGACGUUGA
Messenger RNA from Naumovozyma dairenensis CBS 421, 1836 nucleotides. It is a transcript of the gene SRP68, whose product is annotated as signal recognition particle subunit SRP68. The transcript has a single exon. The coding region runs from base 1 to 1836 and encodes 611 amino acids. The record is from RefSeq and is a predicted model, not a curated record. Gene Ontology annotation, molecular function: 7S RNA binding; endoplasmic reticulum signal sequence receptor activity; signal recognition particle binding. Gene Ontology annotation, biological process: SRP-dependent cotranslational protein targeting to membrane. Gene Ontology annotation, cellular component: signal recognition particle, endoplasmic reticulum targeting. NCBI's taxonomy places the organism in Eukaryota, Fungi, Ascomycota, Saccharomycetes, Saccharomycetales, Saccharomycetaceae.